UUGUGCCCUUUUUCUGGUUUUUCUUCUUCAACUUCUAAUCUCGAUAAUACGACUCGUUCUCGAGGCCUACAUUUUUUCAUUAUUUCUCUAUUUCAUAACAAGAUUGGAUCAAGUUAAGAAAAAAAUCUCGGGGCUUGUUUUCCAAAUUUUCUUAGUCGGAUUAUGGGUCGAAAAAUAUUUGUGGUUAAGAUACCUAAUAACCUUUGCCCUCCUAUGCUUCUUUAUUAUUUUAUUUACUAUCGACUCUCGAUCGCUCUCGAGGGUCAACGAUUCGAAGAUCUCCCAGGGGCCUAUUUCUCCCCUCCACAUUUCUGCGUUCUGUGGAUAUUUCUGCAGAAUCUGUGGGCCCCAUUUUCUGUAGAAUCUGUGGAAGUGCAGAAAUAGUAGAAAUUCUUUGGUCUGUGCACAGAAUUCUAUCCGCAGAAUCUGUGGAGGGGAGAAAUGGACCCUAGGUCGGAGUUUCGAAAUCGAAAAAUAUUUCCGGAUCUCGGGUUUAAGUUAGGUCUUUUUCCGACUUUCUGAUAACCCUAUCUCUUCUUUUUUACACACGUUUCCAUUAUUUUUUAUUUAUUUUUAACUCUCGAUUUACGUCGUUAACUCUCAAAUGCCAACAUAACGACAAAACUAAAUU
This is a messenger RNA of Meloidogyne enterolobii, 631 nucleotides long. The record is from the annotation of a GenBank genome assembly. NCBI's taxonomy places the organism in Eukaryota, Metazoa, Nematoda, Chromadorea, Rhabditida, Meloidogynidae.